Molecule: messenger RNA, 1005 nt
Organism: Sardina pilchardus (European sardine)
Lineage: Eukaryota; Metazoa; Chordata; Actinopteri; Clupeiformes; Clupeidae
Gene: pou4f3
Product: POU class 4 homeobox 3
Exons: 2
Coding region: 1-1005 (334 amino acids)
Biological process (GO): regulation of transcription by RNA polymerase II
Molecular function (GO): DNA-binding transcription factor activity, RNA polymerase II-specific; RNA polymerase II cis-regulatory region sequence-specific DNA binding
Source: RefSeq, a predicted model, not a curated record
AUGAUGGCGAUGAACGGAAAACAGCACCUCGGCAUGCACCCGACGCUAUCCGAGCCCAAAUAUCCAAGCCUGCACGCGAGCCCCGAAGGCAUGCGCCGAGUCUGCUUACCUGCCCCGCAGCUCCAGGGCAAUAUAUUCGGUGGCUUUGAUGAGAGCCUGCUGGCCCGCGCGGAAGCUCUGGCGGCUGCUGACAUUGUCUCUCACGGCAAAAGUCACCACUUCAAGCCGGACGUGACCUACCAUACCAUGAGCAGUGUCCCCUGUACUUCCACCUCCUCCACUGUGCCCAUAUCCCACCCCAAUCUGACAUCGCACCAUCACCUUAACCAGACGUUGGAGGGCGAUCUGCUGGAUCAUAUCUCGUCGAGUCUGUCCGUCAGCGGGAUGGGGGCUCCGGACCCGUCUGUGAUGACCACACAGGCUCAUCAGCAUCACCUGCAGACCAUGGGCCAUCUCCAUCAAGCAAUGGCCAUGGGUCAUCCGCAUUCACUCUCUGUGCACAAUGGAAUGACCUGCGUAAACGACGUGGAAUCGGAUCCCAGGGAGCUGGAGGCGUUCGCGGAACGGUUCAAACAGAGGCGGAUAAAACUUGGGGUGACCCAGGCGGACGUUGGGUCCGCCCUGGCUAACCUUAAGAUUCCUGGCGUGGGCUCUCUGAGUCAGAGCACGAUCUGCAGGUUCGAGUCCCUGACCCUCUCUCACAAUAACAUGAUCGCGCUGAAGCCGGUUCUCCAAGCGUGGCUCGAGGAGGCUGAAGCGGCUUACCGAGAGAAAAACAGCAAGCCAGACCUUUUCAGUGGCAACGAAAGAAAAAGGAAACGCACGUCCAUUGCUGCACCAGAAAAGCGGUCUUUGGAAGCAUAUUUUGCAAUACAACCGCGUCCCUCUUCAGAAAAAAUAGCUGCCAUAGCAGAGAAGUUGGACUUAAAAAAGAACGUGGUUCGAGUUUGGUUUUGCAAUCAACGUCAGAAACAGAAAAGGAUGAAAUAUUCUGCCUCACACUAA